Messenger RNA from Penicillium riverlandense, 1398 nucleotides. RefSeq names its product CaiB/BaiF CoA transferase family protein. NCBI's taxonomy places the organism in Eukaryota, Fungi, Ascomycota, Eurotiomycetes, Eurotiales, Aspergillaceae. The record is from RefSeq and is a predicted model, not a curated record. Bases 1 to 1398 code for a protein of 465 amino acids. The transcript is spliced from 5 exons. Gene Ontology annotation, molecular function: catalytic activity.
AUGGCUGCGCUUAGACUCCAUGCGCUCGUCCGGUCGCGCCCUUCCUGGUCUGGUCCUGUCCUGCGCCGCUCCCCGCAGCAGCCAUGGCGGAGCUACUCCGCUGCGACGACGGGGGGUGACACAUUGCCCUUGGCAGGGAUCAGGGUGCUGGAUAUGACGCGGGUGUUGGCUGGACCUUAUUGUACUCAGAUUCUGGGUGAUCUGGGAGCGGAUGUGAUCAAAGUCGAACACCCCACGCGAGGCGACGAUACUAGAGCUUGGGGGCCCCCGUAUGCGAAAUAUGAGGAUGCCUCCAGAAAAGGCCCGGGAGAGAGCGCGUACUACUUGGCGGUACGAGAUAGAUACACCGGGGUACUAUCAAUUGACUCGGCUGACGAGGUACAACAGGUCAACCGCAAUAAGAAAUCUAUUGGCCUGUCCUUCCAGCACAAAUCCGGCGUCGAGAUCCUCCACAAACUAGCCAAGGAGUGCGACGUCCUCGUCGAGAACUACCUCCCCGGCGGACUGAAGAAAUACAACAUGGACUACGAAACCCUCAAGGAGAUCAACCCGAAGCUGAUCUAUGCCAGCAUUACGGGGUAUGGCCAAACCGGUCCCUACAGCAACCGAGCCGGCUACGACGUUAUGGUUGAGGCGGAGAUGGGUCUGAUGCAUAUCACCGGGUCCCGGGAUGGACCGCCCGUCAAGGUCGGUGUCGCAGUCACAGAUCUAACAACGGGACUGUAUACCUCCAACGCCAUUAUGGCAGCAUUGCUCGCCCGCGUACGGACAGGUAAGGGCCAGCAUAUCGACGCUUGUCUGAGUGACUGCCAAGUCGCGACGCUGUCGAACCUGGCCAGCUCCGCACUGAUCAGUGGAGAAAAGGAUUCCGGAAGAUGGGGCACCGCACACCCAUCGAUCGUGCCCUACCGCAGCUUCAAGACCCGAGACGGAGACAUCCUCUUCGGCGGCGGCAACGACCGUCUCUUCGGCGUGCUCGCCGAUCGACUCGGCUUUCCGGAGUGGAAGACAGACCCCCGCUUUGUGACAAACAGCGACCGAGUCAAGCAUCGGGCCGAGGUCGAUGGCAUGAUCGAGGAUAUCACCAUGCAGAAAACCACGCAAGAGUGGUUGGAGAUUUUCGAGGGGAGCGGCAUGCCCUAUGCGGCUGUCAAUGAUAUUCAGGGAACAUUGAACCACGCGCAUGUUCAAGCCCGCGGCAUGGUCACCGAGGUGGACCACCCUGCCUGUGGGCCGAUUAAACUCGUCAACACACCUAUCAAGUACUCUGAGGCGACACCUGGUGUGCGCACGCCUCCUCCUACUCUCGGCCAGCAUACGGAUGAGAUUUUAACGGAGAUUCUGGAUUAUGGGGAGGGAGAUGUUUCCCGUCUGAAGGCUGAUGGAGUAGUGUCAUAG